CACUAAAUAAUUGUUUCACGCACGGCUCAUAACAAUGCGUUUUUAAACGUUUCAACUAUUUUAGUAUUCAACCUUCGUCAGCUGGCUCUUUUGUGAGUCCAACAUGAUGCAUUGCUUUGUCAUACGUCCGAGGAGAACUAGACAAUGCUUCCGCGACCCAACUUGAGCUUCACGCUCCCUAGCAUCCACGAUAAUACCAAACUCGACUGUCGCAUCUACCAUCCGGUACGCUCUAACCAACCGCUUACACCCUCCGAUCCAUCAUGGCCUCGGCAUGCUGCUGUGGUCGCUCACCCAUACGCACCACUCGGCGGAUCCUACGACGACCCUAUUGUACUUCUCGUGACUAGCACACUACUUCAUCUCGGCUUUGUAGUCGCGACAUUCAAUUUCAGGGGCGCCUCGUCCUCUAAAGGUCGCACGUCGUGGACAUCAAAGCCUGAACGAGCCGAUUAUAUGUCCGUCGCCGGUUUUCUCGUUUAUUACCUGCAUUAUUUGGGUACUCCCCAGAACCAACUGCGCCCUAUCGAAGCAGAAGAGAACUCAGCUCCAACUUUGUUACUUGCUGGAUAUUCGUACGGUGCCAUGGUGACGCUCCAACUCCCCCCUCUCGAUUCUUACCUGUCUCAUUUCGCCUCGCCUGCCACACACACCGCCUUCGCAGACAUUCGACUACGAGCACAACACCUUGCCGAAGAGCAGGUGACUAUGUUCACUACUCCCGCCUCACCGAGAAAGUCGCUGGGCAUGCGUGUCGGUGGUGAUGAGGAUAUAUCACCAAAAGCUCGUGAUAAACAAAGAGGACAUUCCCCAGACCCGGAAGAGAAGAUACGGAGAGGCGUCAGGGACAUAUUAUCUCGGAGUAAGUUUAUACAUAGGAGACGUAACACCCCACCCACCGAUCAGGAUACGGGAGGCGAUAUUGAAGUUCCAUGUUUGGAACAUGUCAACAACUUAAUCAGGUUUCGUACUGCCUAUCUGUUAGUGUCACCUCCUCUAGGCUUCGUUACGAAUCUGGCAACUAUGUCCUUUUCAAAUCUCUGGGCGAAGAAGAAAGGUGGGCCUGCCAAAACCCACGAGGACAACACGAAGCGGGAAGAGAGUGAGGUUGAGGCCGAGGCAAAGCUUGCCGCAAACCCCACUCUUGCUAUAUAUGGAGACCAAGAUAGUUUUCUAUCUAUGAAGAAAAUGCGUGAUUGGGCUACGCAGCUAAGCGGUGCUGAAGGAUCUCAGUUUCGCUACGUAGAGGUUUCAACCGCCGGACAUUUCUGGAUAGAACACGGCGUUGCAAAUGUGCUUAGGGAGGCUGUUUAUUCCUUUUCAGCUAGACUUGUAAAGCGUUGAUGCCUGUCAGAUGUCUGGAAGAAGACAUGGAUCUAUUACUUCCGAGGUCUAGACGUAGGGCCUUAAAUUUACCAGGGCUAUAAUAUCGCUUGGGAUGGAUAUUAGACACGAUUCUAUUCUUGGUCGUAUAACUAGGCAUUCUUCGAAGUCAAAUUCUCGAUGCAUUAAUUCUUGUAAGAUUUGUAAGACUUGUAAUACUUGUGGCUUAUAAAAGAACCAAGUCUAGAUCGAGUCUUGUGGUUUUUAUGUAAUUUGCUUACAUUUACAUAGAAUGUGUUUGGUUUAGUGUUUGGUUUAUGUACAAUGUACAACUCAACCCCACAUAUUGUUCCUCUUCUCAAAAACACUUCCCCGUAUUCUAUACUAUACCCCUCAUGUACCCCACAAUAGACUUAGCAUAGUAAACGCGGAUUUCCAUUAUUUA
Messenger RNA from Daldinia vernicosa, 1768 nucleotides. Its product is annotated as Alpha/Beta hydrolase protein. The transcript has 2 exons. The record is from RefSeq and is a predicted model, not a curated record. Lineage: Eukaryota; Fungi; Ascomycota; Sordariomycetes; Xylariales; Hypoxylaceae. The coding region runs from base 145 to 1344 and encodes 399 amino acids.